This is a messenger RNA of Neospora caninum, 1431 nucleotides long. RefSeq names its product putative mitochondrial carrier domain-containing protein. The transcript is spliced from 9 exons. The coding region runs from base 1 to 1431 and encodes 476 amino acids. The record is from RefSeq and is a predicted model, not a curated record. Lineage: Eukaryota; Apicomplexa; Conoidasida; Eucoccidiorida; Sarcocystidae.
AUGCCGCUCUGUUACUGCUCUGCGGAUUAUCUGUCUGCGUCUCGUCUCGUGCAGCUCGAACCCAGCGGCGGCGAGUGUGCGACGGCGACUACUCGGGCGCGAGCUCUGCAAGCGCUGGAGGCUACGGAGGAAUCUGUUCUGAAGCGCGUCCAAGAGGCUGGAAACUCACUUUGUUGCCUGAGACGACGCGCGUGGGUAGCAGCCUGUCGAGCAGCACAGACCCUCGCGCCCCGGAGCCGCUUUGCGAAACGCCUGACGUCUACUCUUGUGACGCGCCUAACUAUUCAGUCUCUCCUCUAUCCUAUCGAUGUUGUUCGCUGCCGCCGGGCGCAAGGCAUGGCAUUCAAGGACAUCCCGGUUGGAGCCCUCUACAACGGCUGCCUGUCCAUUCUCGCCAUGUCCGAGGUGCCCUACUGCGUGCUGUGCGUUACCCUUCAAACGCAGGCCCAGAAACUGCUAUCUCGGCACGCCGGAAAGCUUCCCACGGUGGCAAAUUUAUUCCUCAGUGCCAUCGCUGCGGAUAGUGUGGGCAGUGUGUAUAAAACUCCGUUCGAUUGCGCCAAGAGACUUCUGCAACGAGGAAAAGCGACGUCCGCCCAAGAGGCGUUGACCACAGUCCUGCGAGACGACCCCUCCACGCUGAAGACGACAUAUCGGGGCUUCUAUGCGCAAGUCCUCCGGGACGCCACCCACCGAGUGCUGAACGGACAUACGAUGCAGGCGCUUCGGCGGGUGAUUGCUGCCAGACAGCAAGCGCAGCAGGGCCCUCGACGACCGUUGCAGUCUGGGAUCGUCGCGAAAGCAGCGGAAAAAAUGCGCCUCACACCUGGGGAAGACAGCCCCCAGAUGAGUUUGAAGCCGAGAGGUGAAGGGAAACUCAACUGGGCAAGAGAUUUGCUCGUACAUGGCAUGCACGGACCACUAACCGCUGUGCGAAGCCUAGCAACGAGACUCACGAACGUGAGGCAAGCAAACAGGAGACGCCAGGGAGACGCCCAGGUAGAAGAACAUGCCGACAUUGCAGUCGAACAGGCGGGAAGAAAUCCUUCCGCUCCUGCUACUCCAGCAGGCACUCUGAGCCCCCCAUCGGCAGCGCCGGUGACUCUUGGUGUUGGUCUCCUUUCGGGGGCGUUCACAUCCUUCGCGACUUCCCCUCUUGAGGCAGCAAGGCGGUAUAUCGUGGAGAAAAGCAAAGAGGAUCCAGAAGCCGGACCGGCUACGAGACUCCAAGGUAUUCUCGGUGUCUGCCGAGCUCUUUACGAGCUGGCGGAACAGGAAGGCGUUCUGUCUGGGUGGUUCAAGAACGCACCCACACGAAUGCUCAUCGCCAACGAAGGCAUCAAGGAGCCGAAAGCCAGCCACUACCGAGUUACGGAAUGUGAUGAGGGCGGCGACAUGCACAUGAUUACACGCGUUACAACCAAAACCUGA